This is a messenger RNA of Nilaparvata lugens (brown planthopper), 1805 nucleotides long. RefSeq lists its product as uncharacterized. Lineage: Eukaryota; Metazoa; Arthropoda; Insecta; Hemiptera; Delphacidae. The transcript is spliced from 4 exons. The record is from RefSeq and is a predicted model, not a curated record. The coding region runs from base 422 to 1078 and encodes 218 amino acids.
UCUCCAGAGAGCUCUACUGUUGAAACGUAACCCCCACCACCUACUACUUACAUACUAAGACUGCCCAGCAGUGUAUCAAUGAAUGAAUUGAAUGAAUGACCACAAGAAAGAGUGGGAAUGGGAGGGGAAUAGAUGAGAAGUCUGUUACACUCUCUCUCUGUCUCUCAAUUCCAGCUAGCUUUUGCCAUAUCCAUGCCAUGUGUGACUUAUUAGUUCGUUGAAACGUGACAGUGACAGUUCAUCCAGUCAUUUGUGAUAAGUUACUAUGGGUUUUCAUUUAUAGAAACGUUUUGCCUUGUUUAUUCUAGACAAUCCUUGUUAGUGAAUAAUACUUUUUCUAUUCUAUUCCUAUUGACUUCGAAUUACGUGAAAUGUUAUAAAAAUGUUGAAGUGCAUGCGACCAAAUUAUUUAUCAUAAAAAAUGGACGAAACGCCAAAGCCUCAUCAAAGUCGCCGACGCUUUAGACACAAAAGUGGACGCAGAUUGAAACUUAGCGCGAAACCGCUUAAACGAAGAGGAACAGCGUUAAUUCAAUACUGGGCUUCCAAAAGGGGCAGAGGCAGAAGUGAAGCUCAGACCGAAGAGUAUAAUGACUCCGAAAAUUCUACGAUAAAUACGGCCUCUGACGCAGAUUUCGUCGCUGAAGAAAGCAAUGUCUGUAACACUUGUCCAGAAAACAAAGACGUUUACGACACUCAUACAGAAAUAAUUGCAGAAGAAAGAAAAAGAACAGAAAGCAGCAUCACCAAAUUAGAAGGUAGACGAAUAGUGGACAUCAAUUCGUUUAUUGUGCAAAUUCAACAAAUCGAUGACCACUUACCAUUUCAUUGCGGUUUUAAAGAUAUGGUAGUAGUGAAAGAACGAAGAAUAGGAUUAAAUUCGUGUAUAACAUUGAAGUGUAAAAUGUGCAAUGAAAAGAAAUCACUGUGGACAAAUUUUUCAAACGAAAACACCAUGGAUGUGAAUACAUCAGCAGUUUCCGGUACAAUCAGCACAGGAGGAGGACAUGCACAGCUGGAAGAGGUUAUGUCAAAGGUCGCCAAAGGGGACAGAAGUUGUUACUGUAUACAAAGAUGAGCAGUUCUGGAGUUCGAAGAUUCUUGAACAAGUGAAAAAAUUUUAUAUGGACUGUGUAUUGCCGGAGCUUGUUGAUCCUCGACACACGCGUUCAAUGCCAAUUCGAAAUCCAGAUUGGAUUAUUGAGGCGCAAGAAGCACGUAAGAAGAAAUAAUGAUGACACAAACAUAACUGGAAAAUAAAAACAAAUAUUGUCACAUACCACUUAUUUAUUAUUAAAACUUACAUUAAAGUAUUAUUAAAGUAAUACUUUAUUAAAGUAAACUUACAUUAAAGUAAUGUACCUAGGUUUCAUAAUGGCCUAGGCUUACAUUACUUUAAUGUAAGUUUUAAUAAUAAAUAAGUGGUAUGUGACAAUAUUUGUUUUUAUUUUCCAUUAUGGAGAAAUACCACAACAUCUCCUCAAACACAAUCAAUUAUACAAACAUAACUAUUCUUCCUUUUCUCCUUUUAUAGUAGUAGUUAUGGUUUGUGUUCAAUUCUAUAUUUGUGUCUUCAAUUUUGCAAAAUUUCAAUAUUUUCAUUUUUAACAAAGUCAUUUUUCAUUGUUCAUUGCACCGGUAAGGGCAUUUGUGCAGAGAGAAAAAGAGAAAGAAACGAGUGAGAGCGAGGAGGAGAAUGAGAAGAUUUAGAACGGAAAGAGUGAGGAGAAGUGGAUGGAAAAGAGGGAGAAGAAGAAUAAGGGGAAAAGAAGGAGGAGAAGGUGAAGGAGGAAUGAGAAAAAGAU